Molecule: messenger RNA, 1258 nt
Organism: Anopheles cruzii
Lineage: Eukaryota; Metazoa; Arthropoda; Insecta; Diptera; Culicidae
Gene: PIG-X
Product: phosphatidylinositol-glycan biosynthesis class X protein
Exons: 4
Coding region: 1-741 (246 amino acids)
Biological process (GO): GPI anchor biosynthetic process
Cellular component (GO): endoplasmic reticulum membrane
Source: RefSeq, a predicted model, not a curated record
AUGUAUUCCAUCAUUCACUCGGCCGUCCUAAGCGCAUUGCUGUUCGUGACGAUACCUCAUUCUACGGUCGCGUUAAGUGCGUUUCUUUCCGUCGCCAUCCACAACAGUGGCUUCCAUCGUGACAUAAAUUAUAGCCUUCGGUUCGGCGGCAUCGGGCGAAUGUCUUGUGAUAUGCUGAUCGUGCAAUACCUGCCCGCCUCGAUCUACGUCAACACCGAUCAGCUGAUCGAUUUAAAGCGCUUCAAUAAGAUCAGCAGCUACGUGCCGCUGUACGUGGAUGUGGAGAAACCCACCGGCAAGUCGGAGCCGUUCGCCGUGUACCUCUAUGAAACGCUACGCCGCGAAGUCAACAUUACCUUGCCGAUUCAUUUCCGCUAUCACGAUCCAUCAGAGCGAAAAUUCGAACGCAUUCAAGUGGAGAGCCCCACGGUCUACGUGCAGUGCCGUAACGUACAAUCGAGCAAAUAUCCACCACGGACGUUGGGCACGGCGAGGCUGCCUUGCGCAAGUAGCUCCGAUAUCGAGGACUACGAUAAACUGGCACACGCGGCCCUGUGCGACUGGGAGGAGUUGGAGUUUAAUAAUCUACCAACAGUGAUCAGUGUGCUGAUACCGAUUGGGAAUAGCCGCUCGUAUCGUUUCGUCCUACCGGCAACGAUUAUUGUCAGCUGGAUCGGCAGCAUGUACCUGAUCUACGUGAUCCUCAAAAUGGGCCGAAAGGUGAACAAAAAGUUACUCUGAAGACAACCUCAGGAAGAAAACGACCAACGAUCAACGAAACGACGAUCUCAACUCGCUGCUUUGCUUCUUUUUGCACAAACAAAACCAGGGGCGCUUUUUUACUGUAGUUUUUAUUAUUAACGAUCCAUAAAUAUAGGCCACGGUUCUUUUUCCUACGACUUUUUUCACCAACGGCUGGUGAAAGCAGAAGGAAAAACAAUAAAUGCCACUCUGUGCUAAAAACACGCAUGCAGCGUGGUAAGUUACUUUUUGUUUAGUUUCAGCUACUAUUUCACAUCGUUACGCUCCAUAGCGUAGUAGGCCCAGUUUUCCUGUAUCGGUUAUGAAUUGACGGUUAGCGUGUCUGCCUUUUCAACUCCUUAAAGCUCUCCAUGAUCAUAAGAAAACAACGAACAUUCCAACUAUCCAGCGUUUCCGUACCGUUUCCGACGGGACUAGACAGGAUCACCCACGCACACAUAAACAGAAAUAACACCUAAUCACUGUGAUUUGUAUUGCUGGCUCUUCGCGUGGCAUC